Siniperca chuatsi (mandarin fish) is the source of this 4445-nucleotide messenger RNA. RefSeq names its product aquaporin-4. The record is from RefSeq and is a predicted model, not a curated record. The coding region runs from base 1872 to 2708 and encodes 278 amino acids. Gene Ontology annotation, biological process: transmembrane transport. The transcript has 5 exons. Gene Ontology annotation, cellular component: plasma membrane. Gene Ontology annotation, molecular function: water channel activity. Lineage: Eukaryota; Metazoa; Chordata; Actinopteri; Centrarchiformes; Sinipercidae.
ACCGCACAGAGGAAUAUCAGGCUUUGGCUGCACAAAGAAUACUUGUUAGUAGGAUCAAUUCAUUGUUGGUUUUGGUCUUUUCAUGGGAUUUGUUGACAAUAAGAAAAAUACAGAAUGUCACUAGACUCGUACGUUAAGGACAUUCAUACUUUGGGGUGUAAAACUGGCACCACUGGGGAAAAAUAUAGGUAGACAAAAUAAUGUAAACACUUGUUUAUACUAGUUUGGGGUUUGGAUACAAUACUCCUUGAGACUAUUCCAUUUGAUGUAUUUCUGUAAAUACGAGUUGGCCUCUUUUUCUAUUCUAUUCAGUUUAUUUGUCAGGGACAGUGCAUAUUAGUAAACAUUACUGUAAAUAUGCCAGAGUUAGCCAAAAGGCUAAUUUUCAUCCAUAUUCCCUGGCCAGGUGUGAAGUUGGCACCCUAAAGUCAAUCUAAAAUUUAAAAAAACAAGUUUAAAACAAUAAUAAUGAUGUAAGGCAUGUCAGUUACCGUAAAAACAGAACACAGACAUGAGCAGCAAUAAAAGCAGACCAAAUUAAAUUUCUACAGAACAAAGACAAACACAACAAACACAAGCAAGGGCAGACAUGAACAACAGCAGAAAAGUAAAUUAAAGUAAAUUACAGAACAGCUUUGCAAAAACAGACAUAAGCAAAGACAGAUAUGAGCAACAGGACAACAGUAGCACUAAGGUAGGUCAAGCAACAGGGCAGUUUAGCAGCAUACAAGUUGUACACUGACAGACAUUUGCCAAAAUGAUGAAGCCAUCCAAACUAAUGCUGACAGAUUUAGUGGCUUACAAGCUUGAGUCCUCACUGCAAUGUUUCAACCAGCUGUGAAUUUGAUUCAUCCAGACAUUGUACAACCCUCUGAAGUGGCCACAAUCACUUCAGUUUAAAGAUAAGUGAAAGGUCCUGGUAGUUUUUUUCUGAAGAUGCAUUAAAUUGCUCAAGGUCGGUACAAUGUGUUGGAGGAAAAUUGGGAAGGUGCUAUACAUACAACCUUGGAGAGACAUACAAUGUUCUUGCACUGACUAAUAUUUGUGCACAGGAAGACUUGAUAGGGCCUGAGAUGUGGGGUAAGGAGAGGGUGAGGAGGGAGAGAGGCUGAGAGAGGGGGAGGCUGCUCUUAUCAAAGGACCUCUCAGACUCUACAAGUUAAUGAGGGAUGUAGCAGAGACCCUGAAGCCCUCAGACCCCAACAGCUACACGCACGGACAGGCAGAGGGACAGACGGACCUACAGCGAAAAAUAAAAUAGAGGACAACACUGAAUUGGAAAUGACGUGGCGUGAGGUAAACAUUAUAUUUUAUUGCCUUAGCGUUUAAACCCGUCAUGAUUUACCCUUGUAGGAUCCUGAAUCAAAAGAGUAACCAAUUUAACCAACAUCACUUUCACCAAGGAGUGCUUGUGUUUUUUUAUGGCAGCAAAAGCAACACUGUUAUAGGCCAGAUGGUUAUGAAGUGUUGUAAUUUUGGGACUAUUGAUGCAUUUCUUUUAUCAAGAGCACAAUGUGUUACAGUGUUGAAAUACAGCUUACUGACAUGGAGUUGACUUGUUUGUGUUAGAUAUGGUGAUAGAAUAAGUGUUGUCAUUGUCUCUUUUAGUGUUAUUUAAGAUCACUUGUGUCAUCUUUGACAUUUGAUAGCAGUAGAAGGACUGUCUUAAGAAGUAGAUUGAUAAACAUAAUUGUCAGCAUACAGUAUACAGCCUUCAUCAGGCUUUGUGACUAUAAAAAGCUUGUGACUGUAUCAAUAUGUGUUUGAUGAGGGAUCCCAGCACUAGUUAGUUUGAUUAAGUUUUUCUGUUUUUAGCUACCCCAAAAUAAAAAAAAGAUGUUUGGUGAUCUAAAUAUGGUCCCUCUUUGUUUAUGUCCCCUUUCUCCGAGGAGCUACGUAGUCGGCAGUUCUGGCGUGCCAUACUGGCAGAGCUGCUCGGCACCUUGGUAUUAGUGAGCGCCGUGCUGGGUGCCUCUGUGCCAGGCCCUGGCGAGGCCCCUGGGGGACCCCUGUACCCAGCAGUGGCAGUGGGUGCAGUGAUUGUUGCACUGGGACAUUGCUUUGGAGAAAUAAGUGGGGCACAGGUGAACCCUGCAGUGACUCUGUCACUGUUGGCCACUCGAAGGCUGGAUGUUCUCAGGGCCCUUGUUUACAUUGCUGCACAGUGUUUGGGGGCCUCUUUAGGAGCCGGGGCCCUCUACCUGGCCCUGCCGCUCAAAACCACUGCAGAAUACUUUGUCAACAGGGUUCCUAUUGAGUUGAAUGCAGCCCAGGCUCUGGGCGUAGAGGUUUUGUGCACCUUCCAGAUGGUCUUCACUGUGUUCUCAGUGGAAGAUCAGCGGCGGAGGGAAAGCCCAGAACCAGGAAACUUGGCCAUUGGAUUAGCACACACUACUGGAGUGCUUAUAGGGGCACGGUUCUCUGGUGCAAGUAUGAACCCUGCGCGUUCUCUGGGUCCAGCCAUCGUCACUGGCUUCUGGGAAAACCACUGGGUUUAUUGGAUUGGACCGGUGCUCGGCGCUAUACUGGCGGGAGUGUCCCAUGAGUUCUUCUUUGCACGCAGUGCCUCUCGCCAGAAGCUGGUGGCAUGUCUGACCUGUAAGGAUAUCGAGAUUGUGGAGACGGCCAGCAUGACUGGAUCAUCGCUGUCCACAGUCACACAGAACGCCAUGAGAGCCAAGCAAGCCAACAAACAAGAAAACAACUGAGGACAAAUGCAUGAAAAAAAUAAAUAGAAACACAUAGACUUUGCAAUAUCACAGUGAUUUUUAUGAAGAUGUACAGUUAAUCAGUUGUGUAGGCUUGACAGUGGUGGGGACCAAAGAAAAGGGAGUAGCUGUGCAUUAAGUCAAACUUCUCACAUAUGAGCUCAUUUAACAUUAAUAACAUAUGAUGUAAUAUACAAAAUUAUACAGUUGCUGUAAACGAUCCGAGGGAGGAAAAAAUGUGUUUAUUCUGUUUUUAAUGUUACUGUUUAGAGUUUUAAAGAACCUUAUGAAGAAUUCCAGUCCAGUGAAGAAAUACUUAAAUCCUUUACUUAAGUGAAAGUAGUUACACCUCAAGAGCUUUAGAUGUUGUCUAAAAGUCAGUCUGUCACUGAGCUGAAACAAAGUCAAUAUUUUGGUAAUACAAGAUUCCUACCCCAUAACAGUAAUAUUUUAUUUGAGGAAUCAAAGUAACACGUAGGCUAAGUGCAUCUGACAGAUAAAUGUGGUUGAGUAAAAAAAAUAUUUCCCUAUAAAACAUAGUGGAGGAGAUGAACUGAAUUUAGUUGACUGAGGGUUUUAUUUCGCAUGAAUUCAUCUUUUUGUUUAUAAGAGGAAGAAUGUGUCAUUUCUUAUUUCAAAGUUACAUAGUCUCGCUAACAUACGUUGUGGGCCUGCAGGUGCCCUACAGGUUCCUUUUUGUUUCUUUUUCAGAGACCACAGUAAAUGUAAAACUCCCAUGCUGCUCAGGUAACAAUAAAUAAGGCAACAAAGGGAACUGUCAAGUGAUCACUGUGUUCCCCUGGCACAUUUCAGUGAGUUAUCCUUUCACUGUCCUUCUACUGAAACAUCACCAGCUCGUUCUGGAGGUUCAUAAUGUUCAUCGAAUUCUCAAAUGAGUCUUUGCUUUUUUUUUGCACAAGUGGAGAUAAAUUAAUGUGGAAGCUGCAUUUUAAAGGGGCUGAAUGUGACCUUUGAGGUCCUAGUUGCCUGUCAUUAGUGUAUGUGAAAGUGUGGCCAAUAUUGUGAGAUUCAGUUUUGUUACUUUCACAUUUGCACAUCAUUAGAAUAUAUAAUGGAGACUCAUUGAAAUCCUGCUGAAAAACAACCUUAUGUUCGCCAUUUUCAGUUGCGUCCCGUGUCUGUGGGUGCUUUGAAAUGCUAAAGAGGUCCUUGUCUUGCAUUGUGGGUUCAAUGAUGCUCUCAAUCAGUCCGACAUCUCUCUCAUGUCUGUGCCUGUUAGCGUUCAUCUCUUCUCCGAGGCCUCCUAUUCACAAUCAAAUGGACCUUCAUACCUCUGUAAUGGCUCUACAGAAAGAACACCUUCACUGGAAAUAAGCUUUGUAAUUUAAAAUUAAUACGAUGAGUGUACAUGUGUGUGUUUACAUGUGUGUUUGGGUGUAUGAGUGUGUUUUUGGUUUAAGUUGCCAUGUUUGUCUUGUCUUAAAAUAUGUUUUGCAUGCAAUUGAAAGGGUCAGUUCACCCAAAUUACAAAAAUAACUCACAUUUUGUCAAUAACCUCUAGUGGUAUUUAGUCUUACAGAUAGAUUUGGUUUCAUUUUUUUCAGUGCAGGUGGUAAGUGAGAAAAUAUGUUUGUUUUUUUGUAAUUUGGAUGAACUGACCCUUUAAAAUCAAUAUUUAAUAUUAAUAUUAACAAUUGAGGUAAAACAUGUUGACUGUACACUGUACUAUCUGGAUUUGACAAGUCUAAAAUAAAACCAUGUUAGCAAUCAGUUUCA